AUGGAUCUCCAGAAGGUGCUGUCCCAGAUGAUUCUGUUUCUGCUUUUCCUGUCUCUGUCACUGCUGGGAGGUCACUCCCACCCUCUGAGCAGUCCUAGCCAGUCUCCGGAACAAGUCAAGAUGCAGGCGCUGUUGGAUCUGCUGAGGGAAAAGGCAGAGGAGGUGCCUCAGGGGCAGCUCCUGAAGGACCAAGAUACCACAAAAGCAUCUCUCAAAAGCACCCUUGGCUCUCAAGACAGCACCUUCCAGAUCUUGCAGAGAAUUCGCAACUCCAAGAAGAUGCAUACUUCGAGCUGCUUUGGGCACAGGAUAGACCGGAUCGGCUCUGUCAGUCGACUGGGUUGCAAUGUGCUGAAGCGGUAUUAG
Messenger RNA from Peromyscus eremicus (cactus mouse), 366 nucleotides. It is a transcript of the gene Nppb, whose product is annotated as natriuretic peptide B. NCBI's taxonomy places the organism in Eukaryota, Metazoa, Chordata, Mammalia, Rodentia, Cricetidae. Gene Ontology annotation, molecular function: hormone activity; hormone receptor binding. The coding region runs from base 1 to 366 and encodes 121 amino acids. Gene Ontology annotation, biological process: cGMP biosynthetic process; neuropeptide signaling pathway; negative regulation of systemic arterial blood pressure. The record is from RefSeq and is a predicted model, not a curated record. Gene Ontology annotation, cellular component: nucleus; extracellular region; cytoplasm. The transcript has 3 exons.